This is a messenger RNA of Adineta steineri, 254 nucleotides long. The record is from the annotation of a GenBank genome assembly. Lineage: Eukaryota; Metazoa; Rotifera; Eurotatoria; Adinetida; Adinetidae.
UUUUAAGACCACUUGGAUACUUAUGGGUACCAGCACCAAGAAAACCUGAACGUUUACUUGAGUUUGAUCCUUUUGAUGAAUGUAAAUCUCAUUUUUGGACUCACAGAAAUGAAACUGGACAAGAAGUAGUAACAGUUAAAUGCAAUCGUCUAAAAGAUGUUUAUCCAUUUGUUGAACGAAACAAAGAAAAAGAAUGGACUGAAGUUUUAAAAAUUAAUAAUACUAUUAUUCAUACAGUUGUUUUUCCGUUAUAA